Molecule: messenger RNA, 774 nt
Organism: Suillus subalutaceus
Lineage: Eukaryota; Fungi; Basidiomycota; Agaricomycetes; Boletales; Suillaceae
Exons: 3
Coding region: 1-774 (257 amino acids)
Source: RefSeq, a predicted model, not a curated record
AUGAGUGUCCCUUUUCUCACAUACACCCCUGCAAGCUCUAUGCAAUCAGGCCUCAAUGCUGCUACUCGCGACAGCUCUAGGGCUAUUGAAGCCGAACUUGCAUCAGCCUUACGACGACUUCAAUUGCAGAUGAAUGUUGUUGAUGACUUUGAGCGCUGUCAUGGGAUCAAUGAGUGUUGGGUUUCUUCUGACCCUUGGUAUAUUCAGGCACGCGAAUACUGUAGCCAGCGCUGCUUCACUCAGGUCAUUGAGAAAUUAGAAGAAUUAGUCAUCCAACAUUUGUUUGAAUUAUCAAAGGCUAAUCUGGUACAAAUGCACAAGCAUAUUUCAAAAGCAAUCACUUGGCAAUCUGGAGCUAUUCGGACAGCUCUUGAGAAGUACAACACACUGGCACCACUCCAAGUUCCGCCCCAACCAACUCUCGACUAUACAGAAGUUGUUGGAUAUACGUCCCUUGGUGAAUUUGCGCUCUUGAAACAUUCAUGUCAUGACCUCCUUGCUAAACCAUGGGCCAUUCCUGAAAAUCAGGAGAUGGCAGCUAAUGCUUGGGUCGGCUUUGAAGACAAGGAGAUACUAUCAGCCAUAGACACCCUGGAUGCCAUAGACUCGACUUUGCUAGCUGCAGAGUUGCAGACGCACUAUGCACGACAGCACAGGGUGAACAAUGUGCACCGUGCCCAUCUACAUAAGAUCAGCCAGCUAUCUGGUUAUACUGGCCCACCUCUAUUUUUGCUGCCAGAAAGAGAAAUGUCGGAUGACCGAGGGAGAUGGUGA